This is a messenger RNA of Lingula anatina, 3793 nucleotides long. RefSeq lists its product as uncharacterized. Gene Ontology annotation, molecular function: calcium ion binding. The record is from RefSeq and is a predicted model, not a curated record. NCBI's taxonomy places the organism in Eukaryota, Metazoa, Brachiopoda, Lingulata, Lingulida, Lingulidae.
GCAGCAACAUUUCCAAGAAAUCUAAAAUAUGAAAGUUCUACUUGGUAGUAAUUAAACAGUGUUGACACAUUACUGAUAUCAGUUCAUCUGGGGGGCAAGGGGUGUUCUGGGCAAGUGUGCCACAGCAGAAACCCGGAUUUAAAAUUUUUAAAUAGCAGUCAAAUCCUGUCACGUAAUUCCUGCAUUUCUUAAAACUUGGGUGAUAUUACUGCUCAUUUCCACUAAUGCCAGUCUGUAGGAUAUCACUCUUUUCAGAUUAUUCAGCAAAACAACUUAACAUUUCAUUUACUAUUUAUACCGCAACUUAAGAUACCAGAAUUGUUUUGUGUUCAGUAAAUCACGAGGUCAGAUGCAUCCGACCCUGCUACUUUUUCUGCUUCUGACAUGCCCCCUCCACUCUGCCGGACAGGGCCCUGAUGCGAACCCUCCAAGACCUGAUGCCGAUGGAACAGACCCCCAACCAGACGCAGGGGGUGAAACUGGUGGACCAGAUUUUGACAAAUAUGUUGGAUACUUAGAGAAGGGAGUGGGCGUCGUAAGCACCAUCGUUGACACCGGCAUCAAAAUAGGAAAUCUAGUUAUGAGCCACCAAGCAGCAAAACAACAGGCAGAGCAGUGGAGAAGCGGGCAGAGAUUUAAACUUGAAGAGUUAUGUGACAAGAUUUGUGUGACAGAAUGGUCGUCAUGGAGUCUGUGUACAAAUAGGUGUGGCGGAGGGACGACUUUCAGAACCCGUAAACAUGAAUUACCUGGAAGAUGCAGAGACUUGCCCAACUUUGUGUGUCGACAUAACACCCGGCAGGUGGCGCACUGUAACAUGAAGUGCCCCAAUGGCGGGUAUCCAAAACCGGGGGGUGCCGGGGGGUGCAACUGUCCCAAAAGUUUCUCAGGAGACUGUUGCGAUAAUGAGGUAACAUGUCCAUACCCAGGCAGACCUAGCCGGGGUAAAGUGAGCGGUGAAUGGCCUGCCAAAUAUGGCAUGGUGGCUACCUUUCAAUGUGAUGAAGGCUUCGCUCUGAUUGGUCGAGAUUUACUGAUCUGCACGGAAACUGGGUCAUGGGAUGGAACCUUACCAAAAUGUGAACGUGUAACCUGUACCAUGCCGUCUGAUCCACAGCAUGGCAGACUAAUAAACAAGCAGUCGAUCUACCAUUAUGGCGACAAACUAGUGUACCGAUGUGAUGAUGGGUUCGAGUUCUACGGCCCAGACUCCAGAGAGUGUAUUGGAUUUGACGGCAGUACGGGAAGAUGGACGGGUUUUGAUCCGACAUGCGGACAUAUAAGCUGUGGCGAUCCAGGAACCCCUCAGUAUGGGGAACGAAUAGGGAACAGCUUUAAAUUCAACGACGUGGUGACGUAUCGAUGUAAGGAAGGCUAUCGCCUGCUCGGGUCCAGCACGAGGAAAUGCAUCUCCACUGGGACUUGGAACGGGAGAGAGGCGACCUGUGAAGAGAUCACGUGUGGCGAACCACCUAAGUUGAAACAUGGUGCCAUUAUCGGAAAUCGGUUCACCUUCGGGUCUCGAAUAUCGUUUGAAUGUGAGGCUGGUUAUCGACUGGUUGGAGAACCUGUAUUGGAGUGUGCUGACGAUGGGCGGUGGAAUGGGGAUGUGCCGCGAUGUCAAGCCGCCAUAUGUGGUAAUCCAGGUUCACCAGAAAACGGCGCGAAGGACGGCAGCGUGUACUACUAUCCCCACAACGUCACGUUCAGUUGUUUUGACGGCUAUGUGCAGACGGGUCCUGACAAGAUUAUGUGUAUGGAAAAUGGCCAGUGGAGUGCUGGUAUUCCUGUUUGCGAAGCGUGCCCAGUGAACAAUUACAAGGGUGACACUGAAGUAUGUGUGCCUUGUCCCAGCCAUACUCACACUGUCAGCGAGGCCAGCACUACCCUACUGCAAUGUCUGUGUGAUGAGGGGUAUACUGGAACACCAGGACAACCCUGUGAAGAGAUCGCGUGUCCGCUGCUGGACGCGCCGGAAAACGGCAGCAAGUCGGACUGUGGAAAUAAAUGGAAUGACGUCUGCGAGUUUGAUUGUCGAGCUGGAUAUAUCAUUAAAAGGGGCAGCAGUCGAAGAACUUGCCAAAGCAACGGAGAAUGGACUGGGAGUUCUCCUAUAUGUUCUGCUUGUCCUAAGGAUACCUUUAAGUCCGAUCAAGCCAGCUGUCUUCCUUGUCCUAAACACUCCCAUACAGCCGGCACGGGGAAUAUGCUGGAGGGGUGCUCAUGCGACACUGGUUAUCAGGGUCUCCCCGGGGGACCAUGCACAGAUGUGAACGAAUGUCUUGUGAACAAUGGCCGCGGACUGUGUGAAGAUGUAUGUGAGAAUACUGAUGGAGGUUACCAAUGUCGCUGCUCCAUACCCGGGUACGAUGUCGAUCCUCUGGACAUGCAUAAAUGCCGAGUCGAUAAGCAAUGUCGUAACCUGACCGAGUCUGACGCACCUACCAAUGGUGGCUUGGUGUGCCACUGGUACAGGGAGCAGAACUCUCAGCAGUGCUCAGUUCGCUGUAAUCCCGGCUACGAGUUCCCGGCCAGAGUUAACAACUACGAAACCUGUGGAUCUACAACUGGCUUUAUUUGGUCCCACGAAGAAAGAGAAGAAGUGAUUGAACCAUGUAUUGAGGAAUUCUUCCCAGAUUUUCGCCUGGAAGCCAAUUCCACAUACUUUGUUCGAGCCUGUCGAAACCUAACUGAAGCCGAGAAAAACGCCGUAAAGACAGAAUUUGCCAAAACUCUGACCGAUCAAGGCGUUUGUCUGAAACGCCAGACAAAAGUCUGCGACAUGAAGAACGUCGGUAUUAUAUGUGGACACACUAAACGCAGACGACGAAGAGGAAUUGAAGAAGAAAUUGACGAGAUUGGAUUUCUCUUCGACGUUAGUGCACACAAGGUAGAAGAUAAGGCCAAGGAUUGCGAUAAGAUAUGCCGAUUUUUGCGAAUUCCUCAAUACCGAUGCUCCAGUCUGUGUGAAAGAACUUACAAACGGUUUCUGAAAGCAGCAGUUCUCUAUAGCAAACGGAAAAUUCACGAAAUUUUCACCCAAGAGGAGGGCCGGAGGGCAGCAUUUACGUCUGCUAAUAGGGAUUUUGAGCCAGAGGACGUUGCAAUAUCUGACGUCAUAGUGGAUUGUGAAGCUGGGAUGAAGGUGCAAGGAGAUUUUUGUAUCCCGUGUUCAAAUGGUACUUUCUAUCACCAAAGAACGAACAGGUGCAUUCCCUGCCCUGUAGGAACAUAUCAGCCAGAUCACAAGCAAACACGAUGCUUGGCCUGCCCAACUGGGACCUCGACAUAUAAAACUGGCCAGACGAAAUGCAGAGCAUGUCCCGAGUCAAGAUUUGGUAGAAAUUGCCUAGGUCACUGUUCCUGUGUGCACGGACAUUGCAACCCGGUGGAUGGGAGUUGUAGUUGCCACAGUGGCUGGGAAGGGCGAAAUUGUGAUACAGACAUCCAGAGUUGCUCGGAAGACAGUUGCCCCCCAGGUGUGACGUGCGAGGAUGUCCCCGCGCCAGGAGUAGGUUUUUGCUGUGGAAGAUGUUCACAAGGAAUUGUUGGGAAUCGGACUAUGUCCACUCCUGUUAUCGGUCGUUAAAUGGUGCUAUAUUUCUUGUUUGAAGGCUAAACUCUAUGUUGGGAACAAACGACUUGAAUUCUUAAUAACUAUCAGCUGUCAGCAGUAAAGAGCUAAAGCAAAUGCUUAGUACUUCAUAUUUACUGUAUAGCUAUAUCUUGCAUAAAUAUAUAGCUCAUGUAUAAAAAUCAAAGGCGUAAAAUGAAUACACAAGUUUGUAGUCAA